Molecule: messenger RNA, 4106 nt
Organism: Solanum lycopersicum (tomato)
Lineage: Eukaryota; Viridiplantae; Streptophyta; Magnoliopsida; Solanales; Solanaceae
Source: RefSeq, a predicted model, not a curated record
UUAUAUAUAUAAACUACAAAAAGUAGUGUUUUCUUCAUUUUCCAUUUUCACAGCAAUUCAUCAUAAUGAAUAAUACUUCAACAGAAAAUGGCUAUAACUUAUGGAGUGAAAUCAUUGAAUCAAGCAGAACAACAUUCAAAUCUCAUGUUCGCCAUUUUCAUGCAAUUUCAAUCCUAUUCCUCUUCCCUAUCAUUCUCUCUCUAAUUGUAUAUCCUUCUUUCGAGCUUGCCAUAUUUCACCCCGAUUAUCAUUUCACUAGCUAUGCUCAACUUCAAUUUCCUCAACUUUUCGCAAUUUCAAGUUUCGAAACUAUUCUACUUGUACUGUAUGCUCUGUUUUUGACAUUCUUUUUCAUCUGUGGAGUAGGCACUACUACAUAUAGCGUUGUUCAAGUGAUCUAUGAUAGACCGAUCAACGUCUUUUCGUCUAUUAAAUCUAUGAGAAAUUCAUUCUUCCCUCUUCUCUCCACCUUCAUUGUUUCGCAAACAAUUUUCAUUUCAUCCACUCUUCUUUUCGCCCUAAUUUUGGUGUUUGUAGUGCGAAUUCUUCAAUCUCUUGGACUAAUUGAGCUCAAAUCAAACUCCGAUCACUUGUUAUUUUUGGUUAUUUUCUGGUUGAUCGUGAUUGUACCGAUUCUGAUUUGGCUACAAGUGAACUGGUGUUUAGCUUAUGUGAUAACAAUGGUUGAAUCGAAGAAGGGUUACGAGACACUAAGGAGAAGUGCGAAGUUAGUAGAAGGGGAGAGAUGGGUAGCUUUGAAGAUUCUUAUGUAUUAUGGGACUGUGAUUGUAUAUAUGGUGGUUUGGUAUGCCAUGUUUUUAGCAAAACGCGAAACAUGGAGGAGCUUCGCGGGAAUACUGGUGACUGUGUGUAAUUCGGCGAUGGGAUAUAUACUGAUGAAUCAGUAUCUUAUGGCAAACGUGGUGUUGUAUAUGCACUGCAAGGAGUUGAAUGAUGAGAAAUUGAUGUCGAAAACUGCUGCUGGAGAAUACGUUUCUCUGUCCGUUGAAGAAGAAGAGACGAAUCAUGAUGCUGUGUAGUUAUUUGGUUUUGUUUUAAAUUAGAAAAGAUUAAACGUGUGGUACUUUGAUAUUGUAAUUGAAGAGAUGUAUGAGCCAAAUAGUUAUAUAUUGAUAUGUAAAUAUUAUGGAUAUGUUAUCGGAACGUGGUAUUGUAUGCGUAUUGCGAGGCAUGCACAUGAUCUAUUGUACAUUUCUACAUAGCAAAACCAUUUGGCUUACACAAUCUGUGCAAUUUACAAAACAAACCAAGUCUUACACGAUUUUUAAAGAAAUUAAACAGGCUCAAGCUAUCACAAGGUAAACUUCAAAGGAACCAGCUACUAGACGGUUUGAUAGUAAAACGAUUGAUUUGUAUGUUCAGUAUUACUGCAGCCGUCAGGCUCGAGAUUUUCCUCUCGAUUCACCUGCUUAGACAUAGUUCACCAUCUUUCAGUACCGACAUGUACUACACAAUAUUAUGAUUCUUCUCCUCGUCGUCCAAUGGCACUGAUACAUCUUCGAAUGACAAUUUUUCGCCUUCCAAGCCCUUGCAAUACAUAUAUAAUACCACAUUCAAUACAAGAAACUGAUUCAUUCCCAAAGUUCCCAGCACUGUACACUGCACGACUUGUGAUGUCACAGAAAAACUCCGCCAAUGAUCGCGCUUUCCCACACCCAAAAUCACAAAAACGACGUUACUCCCAAUCACCAUUGCUCCCAACGAUAGCCCGUAGAACAAAUGUGUCCAGAAAGCAACCCAUCUCAUCCCUUUCACCAAAUACGCACUUCUCCUCAGCGUUUCGAAUCCCCAUUUGGAUUCAACCGCUGCUAUCGCAUAAGCUAAUGACCAGUUCACCUGUAACCAUAGCAGUACUGGUACGAUCACGAGAAUGAACAAAAACCAGAAGUGAUUCGAGUCGUUUUGGAGUUCAAUCAACCCGAGAUCUUUAAGAAUUUGGAGUGAAACAACAAAAACAAGGGCAAUAAUGAUAAUAACUGAAAUGAAUAUGGUAUGAGAAACGAUGAAGGUGGAGAGAAGGGGGAAGAAAGAAUUUCUGAUAGAUAUAAUCGACGAUAUGAGGUUCAUCGGUCUAUUCUUGUACGCUUGAACGGUGCUAUAUGUAAUUGUGGCUAUGGAACAGAGGAAAAACAGGGCAAAAAACAGAGUGCACACCAUGGUUACAAAAAUUUCGAAACUGGAAAUGGAAAACUGAGUUGAAAUGAUGAAAUUAUAAUCGGGAUGAAAGAAGGCAAGAUCGAAAGAAGGAUAUACAAUUAAAGAGAAAAUUAUAGGCCACAGGAACAUGAUUGAAAGUGCAUGGAAAUGGAGAGAAUGAGAUCUGAGUACGAGCAAUGUUGAAUUUAGGAUCUGUCUCCAUACGGGUAUACAAUUUUCUGUCGAAGCAAACGACAUUGAGUUCGAUGAUGCAGAAGAUGAAUGAAUGAAUGCUGGUGAGAAAUGAAAAAUGAAAGAAUCAGUUGUAGAUAUUUGUAUUAGUAUUGGCUCUAAGAAACAGUCAAAUUAAGGGGACAUUUAAAGCUUCUCCUUUUCUGAUUCGACCAAGACCAAGUCGUCAUAUAAAUAAUUGGUCACAAGACAACUGGCACUAUAGUGAAGACGUAUCAAAGGAAAGGUAAUUAAACAAGACAUGUCACAACUCAAAACUAUCGAGAACAUGAUUUUAAAAAAAAAUAAAGAGGAGUGCUAGGAACCACAAGAGUUGUAGGAUAAGCCAAAAGGAAAUAAUACUUGUGUACUGUUUUACCUUCAGUUUUCACACACAUCUUGGGCAGCAGCUCCUGCUGAAGCAAUUGUAGUGGUUGUCGUCUUCUUCUUCUCACUUAACUCCGAUGUCUACUCCUACCGAAAAUGGUAGCCAACGGGUAGAGAUCCUGAAACCAAUUCACCGCAUAAUGAAGUCUCACCCUCGACAUCUCCAUGGACUUUCAAUUCUCUUCUUCUUACCAUUGUUCACUCUCAUCGUAUAUCCUUCUUUCCACCUCGCCCUCUUUCAUCCCGACUACAAUUUCUACCAACUUGACUCUCACUACCUUCCCAUUUCCAGUUUCGAAAUUGUCUUACCCAUACUAUACACUCUCUGUAUAUCCCUAUUUUACCUCUGUGCCGUAGCCACUAUUACACACAGUGCUGCUCAAGCAUUGUGCGAUAAACCGAUCAAUCUUCUUUCCUCUGUUAAAUCUAUUAGAAAUUCCUUCUUUCCUCUUCUCUCAACUUUUAUCCUCUCUCAUACCAUUCUCAUUUCAAUUGCUCUGUUUUUCGUUAUAGUCGUAGUUUUCCUAGUCCAAAUUCUUCGAUCUAUCAGAUUAAUUGAACUCAAAUACGACCUGAAUCACUUUUUAUAUUUGUGUUUUUUCUCGUUGAUUGUGAUUGUACCGAUUCUUCUUUGGCUACAGGUGAAUUGGUUAUUAGCUUAUGUGAUAGCAGUGGUUGAAUCUAAGUUUGGUUUCGAAGCAUUGAGGAGAAGUGCGAAUUUGUUAAAGGGGAAGAGAUGGAUAGCUUCGUACACGAUGCUGUUUGACGGGCUUUUAAUGGGACUGUUGGUGGUUACUCAUUCCAUUAUUCCAGUCGCGGUGGGUGUUGCCCGUGGUAGCUUGGUGGUGAUAUUGGCGGUUGUGGCGGGAUCUCUUAUGAUGAAUUACCAUCUUCUAAAGAAUGUAGCUUUGUACAUGUAUUGUAAAGAACAAUUCUUCAAUGGUGAAAAGUUGCUAUUGGAGAGCGGAGACAAGUUCACCGGAGCUAAUGAGUAUGUAGACAAUGAGAAAAAAUCAUGCUAUUGAGUAAGGGGGUACUAUGAUGUGGUGGGUACUGGCAUCGUCUGGGAUGAGAGAGUUACGUGCUUCUGUAUUUGUAUUGCAACGACUUUAAUGGAGGAAAAUUAACCUUGGAGGGAAUCGAAGGCAAGUUUUCAGACGAAUUUGUAUAUUUGCCCUUAGACGAUGAGAAGAAUCAUGCCAUUGUGUAAUUUAUGGUUAUAUGAAAAAUCAACUUCAUUUGUUUAUAUAUGCAAAGAUUAAUGGUGAUAUAUUGUUGUGAGGUAAUGAAUAAGAGAAUCCCAUGUUCAUAAUACAUGAAUUAGUUAUUGA